AUGAAUCAUAUCAACACUAGAGCACAAGUCAUCGAAGCAUUCAAGGUAUUUGAUCGUGAUGGAAAUGGAUAUGUUACAGUCGAUUAUUUGAGAAAGGUUUUAAAUGAACUUGGUGAUAUGAUGCCACAAGAUGAGAUUGAAGAACUUAUUUAUGAAGCUGAUCCAAGCAAUUCAGGUUACAUCCAAUACGAAUCAUUUGUUGGAAUGUUAUUCUUGUGGGAUAAUUAA
Molecule: messenger RNA, 228 nt
Organism: Cavenderia fasciculata
Lineage: Eukaryota; Evosea; Eumycetozoa; Acytosteliales; Cavenderiaceae
Product: calcium-binding EF-hand domain-containing protein
Exons: 3
Coding region: 1-228 (75 amino acids)
Cellular component (GO): myosin II complex
Molecular function (GO): calcium ion binding
Source: RefSeq, a predicted model, not a curated record